Messenger RNA from Cuscuta europaea, 500 nucleotides. The record is from the annotation of a GenBank genome assembly. Lineage: Eukaryota; Viridiplantae; Streptophyta; Magnoliopsida; Solanales; Convolvulaceae.
CAAUUUUUGAAGAGUUUAUGUAUCCUAUAAAUUAUAGGUCAUUCAAAGAAGCUGCAGUCAAAGGUAGAACUUCUACAAAUCGGUACAAAACUACAAAAUGGAUUAUUUGUCCGUGUCCGAUGCAAGUGGGAAAUGUGGAAAGUGGUUAUUACGUGUUAAGAUUCAUGUAUGACAUCAUCUCUUCCAAGACAAAUAAAGACUCCAUGAGCAAGGUGUUUGGUCCUUAUGAUAAAUACACAAAAGGAGAUCUGGAUGUUAUAAGAGGGAUGUGGUGUAAAGCGUUGUGCAAAUGUAGUUUAUGAUGACAGUAUGAGUCGUAUGACACUUGCAUAAUUUGGUGUUUAGGAUGAUACUUUAAGAGUUUAGUUGCACUUGAACGUUUUGAAUGAUACAUUAGACAUUGGAAUUCACUAUAUUAUUAUUUUUGUACAGUGAUUUUGUCAUGGUUUUGUUCACUCAUAUUUCAAUAUGUUGGUACUGGUGUUUGAUUUCGAUAAAAC